AUGCGGUGCGCGAACAAGGCAGCUGAGAGCGCGUCCGCACGUCUCUGUGCGGAUGCCGAAGCAGAAACAACAGCAACUGAUGUCUCAUCGGUUGCUGAAGCGACCCAGCCUGUGUCACUUGGUGAUGCAGGCGCUGGUCAUGAAGACACUCGUGUCUUCACAGAGUACGAGCUCGGUGUCUCGUACUCUCCUGAUACGGAUGACGGAUCCGUAUCGACGGCGAUUGAAUCUAAGCCGCCUGCCAAGCGUGGCAUGGACGAUGCUUUGCGUCGCAGCAUCUUUGGUUCAUCUGAUGAAUCAGAUGAACCAUCGCCGAAGAAAGCGCUCGAGAUCGCGAGACUCGGGCGCUAA
Molecule: messenger RNA, 351 nt
Organism: Peronospora matthiolae
Lineage: Eukaryota; Oomycota; Peronosporomycetes; Peronosporales; Peronosporaceae
Source: the annotation of a GenBank genome assembly